ACCCUAUAAGGUGUGCUUCCAUUCAGUAUACUCCGAAUGGACGUGAUUCAAUGCAGAUGUCUCCGUGCGCCGGAGGCGUGGCUCCGCCCCCCUCGGCUCCGCCCUCUCAUCUAGGCUCAGGUGCACAAGCCGGAAGUGCUCUCCCCUCCCAGGUGCCGGGUCACAGGUACCCCGGGCCCAAGAUGCGGUAGAAGCGGCACGCAGGAGAAGCCGGGUCCCUGGCGCCACCCACCUGCCGCCCAGCCCAUGGCGACCCCGGUCCUGGGGCCGCUUUUGGCGCUUGGCCUGCCAUUGCUGCCGGCCCUCUGGAGCCGAGCCUGGGGGCAAGCACUGAACACAAAUGACACCACUAUUUCGCCCACAGUCCCCAGCUCCGGUGGUGGCCUGUCUCAGGGGGCCAUCACUGCUAUCAUUGUGGUGUUUUCCAUUCUGGGUGUCCUGCUCCUGGCUGUGGGGCUGGCGCUGCUGGUUCGGAAACUUCGAGAGAAGAGGCAGACGGAAGGCACCUACCGGCCCAGCAGCGAGGAGCAGUUCUCCCACGCAGCGGAGGCCCGGGCCUCACAGGACUCCAAGGAGCCGGUGCGGGGCUGCCUGCCCAUCUAGGUCCCCUCCCCUUCAUCUCCCUUCCCUUGCUGUGUGACCCUGGGGGAAGGCAGCGCCCUCUCUGGGCAAUCACACUCACCCAGUGCUUAAGAAUAGAAGGGAAGAAGGUGCUUCAAAGACUUUGCCUUUGAGGGUAAGGGAGGGUGCGGCUGCUCAUUUUUUAUAUAUUUAUAUAAAGUUGGUAGAGCUGUAA
This is a messenger RNA of Castor canadensis (American beaver), 796 nucleotides long. RefSeq names its product crumbs cell polarity complex component 3 (gene Crb3). The record is from RefSeq and is a predicted model, not a curated record. NCBI's taxonomy places the organism in Eukaryota, Metazoa, Chordata, Mammalia, Rodentia, Castoridae.